Molecule: messenger RNA, 2803 nt
Organism: Planococcus citri (citrus mealybug)
Lineage: Eukaryota; Metazoa; Arthropoda; Insecta; Hemiptera; Pseudococcidae
Product: transcription factor SOX-9-like
Exons: 5
Coding region: 588-1835 (415 amino acids)
Biological process (GO): regulation of transcription by RNA polymerase II
Cellular component (GO): nucleus
Molecular function (GO): DNA-binding transcription factor activity, RNA polymerase II-specific; RNA polymerase II cis-regulatory region sequence-specific DNA binding
Source: RefSeq, a predicted model, not a curated record
UUGUAUCCCACUCUUUCUCUGUCUCGUGUAUCUUCAUCUCUCGCGUUCGUUAUCCCAAUCCGAUCCGCAGCAUCCCUGAUCCAACCUUUACUCAUACGAACCAGUUUACAUACGUGGAGUUUUGUCGCUAGUCCUUCAAUGCGCAUAAUUACGAAUGAUUUACUUAAUAUACCUACAUUGCAAGUAGGUACGCAAUUCGCAAUAUAACCAGCAUAAUGAUAUCAUAUCAUAUAAGUGAAUAAAUCGAACAGUUUUUUUUUCACCAUUAACGCGAGUGCAGAGGGGAGUAUCUCUACCUAUAGCCUAUCUUCAAGUUCUCAGCUUUCGAUUCGUAUCGUUUCGAUUCGAUUUCAGCCGAAAACCAUCGACUUGCGAAUAGUCUGGUCGCGUUAUUUCCUUAUCAAUAAUUUACAAGUGCGUGUAUCUCGUACGUGGGUAAAAUUGUACGUAUACGUAGACGUACGAUGUAAGCUCAUCGUCGAAUAUUAUACUUGUGCCUGUGUAUCGACAUCGACGUCGACGUGUAUUGUGUACAUCGUGUAAAUCGACUUCUUCCCUCGUAAAAAUAGUCGAUAUACUUGAACAAUAUGAUUAAAAAUUCCAUAUUUAGCGAAGGUAUCGCCAAUACCUGCUCCGAUAACCGAACUGUAAUAUCGUCGAGUGUCGCGGUGAUCGCCGACAACGAGAUGGCUGUUAGUAAAAAUAAUCACGUGUCUCAGCAGAUUUACAAGAGAAACGAACAGAUCAGCGAAGCAGUCAGCAAAGUACUAGAAGGAUACGAUUGGACGACCGUGCAACAAACGUGCAAAUCGGCGAAUGUGAAAAAAGAGAGCCAUGUUAAGAGACCGAUGAACGCAUUCAUGGUUUGGGCACAAGCAGCCAGAAAACAAUUAGCAGAUCAACAUCCUCAACUGCAUAAUGCCGAAUUGAGUAAAACGUUGGGAAAACUUUGGAGAAAACUCAGCGAGGCGGAUAAGAAACCAUUCAUGCAGGAGGCUGAACGAUUACGAAAUAUACAUAAAAAAGAAUACCCCAAUUACAAAUACCAACCAAGGAGGAGGAAGCCACCGAAGGUGAAGAGCGUUUCGGCAAAAUCAGCGAAACUUACUGCAUCUCCUUGCGACGAUUCCAAACAAAUAUCACCUUCGCCCAAAGACGACGCCGUUUACUUCAGCGAAGGAUCGUCGAACAGCGACUUGAUGAGCUACCCGGCUAGCAACGCCUCAUCCACCAUGCAACGUCAAUCACCACCCGUUUCCGUCACCGAAUCGCCUGCUAAUCAGUUUUUAAACACUUUCAGCGAAUCGAUUCCAGUUCAAAAUUAUCCUCAGACAGAACCACAAGAACUCAGCCGAGAAUUUGACCGAUUAGACCAGUCCUCCGAUACCGUGCACAACCUAACCGAUCAAAUGGAUAUCGAAAUGGAAGAACAGUUGAGCCAGUUAGAUCAGUAUUUGCAAUACCCAUUUUCUUCUUCAUCUAACUGCUCACCUUGGAGUACUCCUCAAACAUCCAACACGUUAAACGACACAACCACCAACGUCAACGUCAUACCGAAUCCGAGUCCUUUCAAUCUACCUCCUCCUUCUUCUAAGGAUCACUAUCAUCACCACAACUACGGUUGCUUCAAGCCGGAAAAAUGUCACGAUCAUUACGAUAAAUCGCUUCUAUACCCGAGCUACUUGACACCUCCUCAGGCACCGACUCAGCAACAACCACCCAGUUACCAUCAUCAUCAACCUUUAUGGCAGAAUCAAUUCCAAUAUUAUCCCACUUAUCAGCAAUACAUACCAUCGCGGGAUGCCGAAAAGAGCUACGCUUGCAGUAAUAUUUAAAUUCGACCCGAACAUCUUCACCAUUCGCCAUAAGUACGAAAAAAAAUUCGCAUACUUGAUUCGUCCAAAAAAAAAAAAAAAAACGUAUAUUUCCAAAGAUCUGUCGUACCUAUCUACUUCUUUUGCAUAUUAUACGUUUUUAGACGAGUAAUUUUAACAACUUGUCUCGAAAAAAAAUUAUUUUUCUCAUUUUUUUUUGUGUAAAAAUUUUGAAAAGAAAAAUUUUAUAUUUUUAUUAAAAAUUUUCGUACAAAAAAACCGUAUAUCUAGUAACUUUUUUUCUGCCAUUUUUAUUACUUAUUUACCCGAUUUAGUAUCUCUUUCGUUGAUACAAUAUUUUUUCUUUUGUACUUUUUUAUACACGAAUCGUCGUCGUUUUUGAAAAUUUCUAAAGCCAAUAAGGCUGUUUUCCUCUAUAUAUAUUCGAUUAAAGGGUACGAUAAAAGUAUCGAAGGGUAAAAUAGAUUUUAAAAAAUGGGAGUUUGCAUUUGAAAAAAGAGCCAACACGGCUAAAUACCUAUUAUCUAUACUUAGUUCUAUUUGUUUUUAUUUUAUUAUUACACGUGUAUAAAGUGUUUUUGGAGCUUAUACUUAAUUGUAUUUUUGUAUAGGUACUUUUUAAAGUACAUUUAUAAAGGUACACAACUUACCUAUUAUUUUAAUUCCUAGUAAGAUAUUUUACAUUAUGUAUAAAGCCAUCAUGGCUAUAAUUUUUUAAGUCAGUCCAUAUUAGUCAUCAAUAUACCAAGGUUGUACGAGCGUAUUAUCGAAAUGGUAGCUUAAAAUUGAACCACAAAAACAAUAAAAAUCAACUCGUCGAUUGUUGAUGUACGAUUUUUGCUGUUUUUAGUCAAUGAGAGAAACUAUUUCGAUACACUAUGCGAGUACACCGAGUGAUGUAGUCCAUCCAGAAAAAAAAUCUCGAAUGUAAAGUACAUAUUACCAACGUAAUAAAAUUUUCAUUCGUA